Molecule: messenger RNA, 2139 nt
Organism: Symbiodinium necroappetens
Lineage: Eukaryota; Dinophyceae; Suessiales; Symbiodiniaceae
Source: the annotation of a GenBank genome assembly
AUGAACUCCCUGCUCCAGGUCCUGGUGGAUGAAGGAGCCAAGGGUGUGAAGAAGGCAAACUUCCACCGGGUGCGAAUCCACGUUGGCAUGGCCCGCGAAAAGGCCAAGGAUCAGAAAAGACGGAAAGCUCGAGAAGCUAGAGAGAAGGAAAUCGAAGAAAUGAAGGAAGCUUUCAAGACAAAGGCCAAUCCACGCUCUUCCGAACUUCCUCUGCCGGAAAGCAGUGCUUCGAAAGGUGUGGAGACUGCCGGUGGCCCAGACGGGGGGUGGCCUCAUAGAUCCAAGCAGGAGGACUCCGAAGAGGUGUGCACAUUGCUGGACAACAUUGCCCGGGCCCCCGAGAAUGAGAAGUUUCGGCAAAUCCGAAAGAGGAAUCCUACCAUCGCCCGGCUCCUCGGCGUUGAGGAGGAGGGCGUGCUGCGAAGCGCCGGAUUCGAGGAUGGCCCAGAAGAGACCUUAGUGUGCCUGGGGGCCACUCCCGAGCUUCCGGAGGUCCUCAAAGCUGCAGCUGUCAUUCGGGACACCUUGAGGCAGAAGGAGGCUGAGUUGGGAGGCGAAGGCGCCGGCGCGCUGCUCUGCUGUGAUAGCCGCGUGGCGCAAGCAAUCGAGUGUGCCGUGCUGGAUUACGCCGCGCAGCGGUCGGCCGACAUGGCCGAGGCAGAGAAGAAGCGGAGAAAAGUUGAUGAGGCCGAUGGCCUACGCUCGCCCACAAGGUGGAGAGAAACCCUCGCUCAUGCAGGUGGAGGCUUUCUCUGCGAUGGCGGGAUGCUCGAGGCAUGGCUGGACGAGGCCUCUGCCAACCGCUCCCUGGCCUUCGAACUGCUUCAGUUACAGGACAAGGCCAUGCGCUGGUACGCCACGGGAGCCCGAAGGCAUUGCGAGUCCUUCAGAGGACGGCUCCUGGAUGCUGCGAAGACCUUGCAGGAUACGAAGCUGCGCCGGGCUAAGCGGACCUGCCAUUGGGUCACGAGGGUGCAGGGAAGGAGGACCACUGAAACACCGCGACAAGAGCGUCACAGCCAGGGCUGGCGAGUCUCUUUUCAUGUUGCAUCGACUGGCCUUUGCAGAAUCAUGUGUCGCCGGCUGCAGACGGCCUUCAACGACACGAUCUGGCCCGAAAGGGACGAUGGCACCAUACCUCUGCCGGAUGGCUUAUUCUCGGGCCAGGCAGAGAAGAAGCAGAAACACGCCGAGGAGGUAGUCGACUGGGCUCAGAUUCCCCGCCAGGAUUGGCUUGAGUUCACGAGCGAGCCAGAAACCAUCGCUCAUACCGAUCUGCUGUCAUCGGAUUGGGUACAAAAGACCGAGGAGUGCAGAGAGCACGACUUGGACCCUGAGGGCGAGGCCGCAUUCUACCACCCCUCCUUCCGGUUUAAGCAGCCGGCCUUUGCAGUGCAUAUUCAGCUUUUAGAGAAAAGGAAAGGCAAACCACAGCAGAAGAUCUGGGAUGUGAUCUAUGCUGGCGGGGCGGGUGCUGACAACGAGAUCGUCCGCUCUGCCACACCGAACGGCGGUUCGCAUCCACUCUUCCGGCAGUUCUGCCAGCCUUUGUCCGAGGAGACCCGCUACGAGCUGCAUGUUACGGACGUGACCAGGAACAGGAAAGGGAAGCCCAAGAGAAGCUUCGACGAGAUCCUGGAGCUUCGGCCAAAACCGGAUCUUCCGCGCAGCUUCCACUUGAAGAAGGGUAUGAAAGUGCCGAAGAAGUUCUCUUUUGACUACUGGCUCCGAAAGGAGAAGAAGGAGCAGGAUCGAGAGAAGAAGCUGAAUUUCCUGAUGCAGGGCCUUGCCUGGAGUCCUCGAAGGCCACUGACAGUGGCAAAGAAGAACUUUCCAGAUGGCCCCAUUGACUUCUCCCCAUGGACGAUCGACCCAGAGACUGGUGAGCGGGUGCUGAAGCCGCUGAUCACGGAAGAGCUGGCACAGCUCCGCGAGGCUUGGGACAUCUCACGCCUCUUCAGACAGAGCCACGCUGUUCCAAACUGCAUAGCUGCGAAGAACUCGCAGAUUGUUUGUUGUUGGUUUGGAGGGCUCACGGGUUUUGAAGGGCUCUGUGCAACUCAUCUAGCUUUCGCUUUUAGAGUGGGAGAGGCAACAAGUCGAGAUCAGGGCCGCACCUCACGAAAAUCCCGAGCAUGA